GGAGGAGGAGGAGCAGAAGGGGUCUCAAGAAUGAAGAACUGGAUAUCACCAGCUUCACCCUCACUUCGUACUCCCAAAUUCUUCUUCCCCGUCUUCAUUUCACACUCUCAGUCUCUACCUUUCAUAUCCGCUGCCGCUGAGCAGCGAAAGGUACCUACUUCAGGACGCUCUUCAUCAAAAUCAAAGAAAACCCAAACUCCUACCCCCACUAUGGAGCAAACUGAAACUCCAACCAAGGAAUCUUCCAUUCCUAAGAAAAAGGUGCUGGUGCCAAUUGGGUUUGGGACAGAAGAAAUGGAAGCUGUAAUAAUGGUGGAUGUACUGCGGCGGGCUGGUGCAGGGGUGACUUUGGCAUCAGUGGAGCCGCAAUUGGAAGUUGAAGCUUCUGGAGGCACUAGGCUUGUUGCUGACACCCUAAUAUCCGACUGUUCCAAUGAAGUGUUUGAUCUCAUUGCACUUCCAGGUGGAAUGCCAGGUUCUGUGCGUUUCAGAGACAGUGAAGUUCUCAAGAAUAUAAUGAUCAAACAUGCUGAAGAGAAACGGCUAUACGGUGCCAUAUGUGCUGCUCCUGCAGUCACUCUUUUGCCUUGGGGUCUUCUUAGGAGGAAAAAGCUUUGUGUGGUUAGGUUACUUGUCAUCCUGCAUUUAUGGACAAGCUUCCUACCUUCUAUGCUGUAAAGACUAAUAUCCAAGUGUCCAGUGAGUUAACAACAAGCCGUGGUCCCGCUACAUCCUUUCAGUUCACUAUAUCUUUGGUGGAACAACUGUUUAGUGAAGCCGUUGCCAGAGAAGUAGGAGAAUUAUUGUUACUGAAUGUGAACGAUAAAGAUCCCAUAAAACAAGAAUUCAACGAGGUCCAAUGGUCUUUUGACCAUUCCCCCCUAGUUCUUAUACCAAUUGCAAAUGGCUGUGAAGAGAUUGAAGUUGUUACAGUUGUAGAUAUUUUAAGGCGCGCAAAGGUCAAUGUUGUGGUAGCUUCGGUACAAAAAUCUGCAGUAACAUUGGCAUCCAACGGCAUUAAGAUUGUGGCAGACAUGUUGAUUGACUGUGCUGCAGAGUCAACAUAUGACUUGAUUAUCUUGCCGGGAGGGGAUGUUGGAGUUAAAAGGUUACAAAGGUCAAGGACUCUGAAGAAGAUGCUGAAGGAGCAAGAAUUAGGUGGAAGAAUAUUUGGUGCGAUGUGCUCUUCGUCGCCCACUUUACUGCAGAAACAGGGCUUGCUCAAGGGAAAAAAAACUACUGCUCAUCCUUCCGUAAUAAGCAAGGUAGAUGAUGUGAUAGAAGGUGCCCGGGUAGUUGUUGACGGGAAGCUGAUCACAAGCCAAGGCCUUUCUGCUGCAAUAGAAUUCGGGCUGGCCAUUGUGAGCAAGUUUUUUGGGCAUGCAAGAGCAAGGAGUGUGGCAGAGGGUCUUGUUUACGAUUACCCCCGGAGCUUCUAAGAGUCUAUAUGCUAUAACUUUAGUAAAAACUGCAGUUAAGAAGAUGCACAAACAAGGGCAGUUGUUUUGAAAGAUGGGGGUAGGCAUAUCUUGUUCCAUCCCUUCCAUUGCUGACUGCAUUUUGUAGGACACUUUAAUGAAAGAAUGACCGUGCAUGUUGUUCGGCCUUGCACUUGAUAACUGCUCCAGGCUGCUGGAUGAGUGCUCUAAGUAUACUCCAAAUAAUCUGUUUUAGCUAUUUCAGUCGAGUCUGAUGUUUUUUUCCUAAUACUAUUCAGUUUUUUAAUGAUUCAACUAGUGUAAACAAAUUAGUCUUGAGAACUAAAAGAACGAUGAAAGAUCGCUGGGACAGCUGAAAUGUCUAUUUUGCAGGACACUUGCACCCAUGUAGAGAUUGGAGCACUGACUCCCUCGGUCCUAUUUUACUCGUCCUACUUUCUUUUUUGAUCUACAA
This is a messenger RNA of Cuscuta epithymum, 1893 nucleotides long. The record is from the annotation of a GenBank genome assembly. Lineage: Eukaryota; Viridiplantae; Streptophyta; Magnoliopsida; Solanales; Convolvulaceae.